AUGACCGCUUUUGAAGACCAUCGCGCACCAAUGCUCAGAGCCCUAAAAGGCCAGACCCUGGAAAUUCCAGACUUAGCUGCUCUAAUUUACCCAGACUGGCAUGUGGAUCAGCAUGAGAUGGAACCGGAAGUUCGUCGCGAUAUUGACAAUGAUUUUGUUGGGCGGUGGUUUCCUGAAAAUUAUAGACGCCAGAAAUUUGCGAAAGGGUCAUUCGCGGAGGUCGCCGGGUAUUUCUGUAACGGUUGCCAGCUCUUCGUGUGGGACGAUGGUAAAGUCUCAAAAAUCGACUGUGGAAAUCUAACCAAAGACGAAACAGGCACAAAGCAAUGCCAAAAUGAUACAAUCUCCUUCUUGAAGACCUGUCUUGAGCCCAAUGAGCCCGGAAGUUCUCAAAGCCACGCCACACUAGGAACCCACAACUCAAAUUGUUUCAAGGAGAUUGGAGAUGCGAUGAAAAAAGGCCAGUCUAAAGAAGCACUACAUCGCUUUGCAGUUUCAAUGUACGAAUAUGUUGAUUCCGUUUGCCAUGCCCAAAAAGUGCGCGUAACAGGUUUUCCCACAUGGGAAGAGUACCUUGACAACAGGGAGCAGACUGUUGGGGCCUACCCUUAUAUUAUGGCCAUGGAAUAUGCUUACGAGGUUGUAAUUCCAUCGUGGGUUUACGAGACUGAAGAAUUUCAAGUCAUGUUCAAGGAGACAACCAUCGCAAUAAUAAUGGUUAAUGAUAUUUGUUCCUUGAAAAAAGAGAUUACCGAAGAACAAGUUGAAAGUGCAAUUCCAUUGAAGAUGCAUCACCAGGGCCAUAAAAAUGCACAGGAUGCACUGAACGAGAUCAUCGAAGAUAUGUCAAAAUCUAGACAGCGCUUUAACGUAGCAGAACAUCUGUUUCUGCAAAGAAAAGAAUAUCAGUACAUGAAUGCUUCAGCUCAAGGGGGUGUGGAAAUACUCAUACAAGGGUGCAAGAACAUGAUUCUGGGAAACCUGAAAUGGUCUUUUUCAACCAAGCGAUAUGAGCCGGACGAGAGACCAGGAGGAUGGGCAGCCACAUACCGCUUAUAA
This is a messenger RNA of Aspergillus affinis, 1059 nucleotides long. RefSeq names its product terpene synthase family protein. NCBI's taxonomy places the organism in Eukaryota, Fungi, Ascomycota, Eurotiomycetes, Eurotiales, Aspergillaceae. Bases 1 to 1059 code for a protein of 352 amino acids. The record is from RefSeq and is a predicted model, not a curated record. The transcript has 9 exons.